GAUUGUCUUGAUGUUCAUCCGGUGGAGAUUUGGAAUUGGGUGUGUUGGGUAAGGGUGUGACGCCAUUGUGGACGCAGGUGCAGCACAGCUUGGAAGAUUGACGCCAUCCCUUUCGUCAUGGGAACGACUUCAUCUGCUACCCCAACAGUACUCACAUUAAUCUCCCUCUCUUUCCCUUUUCCAAUCAGUCCCCACGAUUUUCCUCUCCCUUUCUCUCUCUUCAAUUCCCCAUUUCUGCUCCAUAGAAAGGAGUCCUAGCUUUUUGGGUUCCUGAAAGCGACGAACAAACUCCUGGUUGCCGCCACUUCUGGGUUUGCUUUUUGAUUUCUGUUGCUUCCUCGUUAGGGUAUCCCUAAUUUUGCUUUGUUCGUCUCGAUUUUCACUUGGGCAAUUCUUUGUUUCGCUUGUGGUUUUUGGGUCUUUCUUUGUUUGAUUGAUUCCCUUUUGGAAGUGGGCAUUUGAUGUUCCCAAAGAUUCCAUGGACCAGUUCUUUUGUUUCUCUCUUUGACCCAUUUCUGCUUUCGAAUGUUGUAUCCAACCAGGGCUUCGAUUGUACAUUCUAAGCUUAGUUCGAUGCUGAAUUCGUUGCGAUUUGGAAUUUUAUGUACUCUCAGUUCUUAGGGUUUUGAUUUGAAUUACUUGAAUGCCGAUUUCUUUGAAGGGGCUCUGUUCAUGUAGUUUGAAUGAAUUCUUUAUGAUCAGUUCCUUGUUGUCCUGUUUUGGAAUUACGUAUUGCUCUAGCUUCGUUUGUUUCUCAAAUUCAGCAUCGGAUCGUUCUUGCUCUCUCUAGAAUUGACUAGUUACAAGCUUAGAGCUCAAGUGUUUUGUUCUUCCCAAGUUUGAUGGCUGAUUCACAUGAACCAUCAUCAUCUUUGAGCUUCACUUCAUCUUCAUAUACAAAUGGGUCACAGAGUUGUAACAUGUCCACUUCUUCUGUCUCUGAUCCAGUGCCUAGUCUUGAAGUGAUCAGUUUAAAUAAGCUUAGCUCUAAUUUGGCUCAGCUUUUGAUUGAUGAUGGUUGUGAUUAUACUGAUGCGGAUAUUGUAGUUGAGGGUGUUCCUGUCGGUAUUCACCGUUGUAUUUUGGCUGCUAGGAGUAGGUUUUUCCAUGACCUUUUUCGAGAAAAAGCGUCGAUAAAAGAUGGCAAACCACAGUAUUGUAUGAAUGAGUUGUUGCCUUAUGGCAAGGUUGGACAUGAAGCCUUCUUGAUAUUGUUGAGUUACUUGUAUACUGGAAAGUUGAAGCCAUCUCCUGCAGAUGUGUCGACUUGUGUCGACAGUUCGUGUGCUCAUGAUGCUUGUGGACCUGCUAUUGAUUUUGCUGUGCAAUUGACAUAUGCAUCUUCUAUAUUUCAAAUACCAGAGCUGGUUUCAUUGUUUCAGCGACACCUAUCUAACUAUGUUGUGAAGACUUUAGUGGAAAAUGUCAUCCAAAUCCUAGUGGUAGCUUUCCGCUGCCAAUUGAGCCCUCUUGUCACUCAAUGCAUUGACAGAAUAGCUCGAUCUGAUCUCGAUUGUGUUUCUCUCGAGAAAGGACUUCCAUAUGAGGUUGCUGAAAGCAUUAAAAUGGUUCGGCUUAAGCUUCAGAGUGAUGAUGAGCAAAGUCUUGUUCCUGAUAGUCCUCUUGAUAAGAGAAUCAAGAGAAUAUGCCAGGCAUUAGAUUCAGAUGAUGUUGAACUCUUGAAACUUCUUUUAUCUGAAUCAGAUGUAACACUGGAUGAAGCCAACGCCUUGCAUUACGCUGCAGCGUACUGCGAUCCCAAGACUCUAUCUGAGGUUCUUAAUUUGGAUUUAGCUGAUGUAAACCUCCGAAAUUCACGUGGUUAUACUGUCCUCCAUCUUGCUGCUAUGCGUAAGGAUCCGUCUGUGAUAAUAUCGCUUCUUAACAAGGGAGCUCGAGCAUUUGAAUUGACCCUGGAUGGUCGGACUGCUGCAAAUAUCUGUCAAAGGUUAACAAGACCAAAAGAUUAUUAUGCUAAAACAGAGAAAGGGCAGGAAGCAAACAAAGACCGUUUGUGCAUUGACAUUUUAGAGAGAGAAAUGUGGAGGAUUCCAACUUCAGAUUCAUCCAUUCUUUCCUUGACGAUGGCUGAUGAUGUGCACAUGAAGUUAAUUUACCUGGAAAACAGAGUAGCAUUUGCACGACUACUCUUCCCAUCGGAGGCCAGGGUAGCUAUGGACAUUGCAAAUGUUGAUACAACUUCUGAGUUUGUUGGUCUUUCUAUGCCCAAAGGUUCAAAUAAGAAUCUGAGGGAAGUUGAUUUAAAUGAAACACCAAGUGUGCAGAACAAGAGAUUUCUUUCCAGAAUGCAGGCCCUUUUGAAAACAGUGGAAACGGGUAGACGCUACUUUCCUAACUGCUCAGAAGCACUGGAUAAGUUCAUGGGAGAUGGCCUUCCUGAUCUAUUUUACCUUGAGAAUGGCACUGCUGAGGAGCAACGGAUUAAGCGGAAGCGUUUCAGGGAGCUUAAAAACGAUGUUCAGAAGGCAUUUGAUAAAGAUAAAGCUGCAAAGAUUAACCGAUCUGGGUUGUCUCCAUCGUCGUCCUCAACAUCAUUGAAGGAUGAUGCCAACCCCUACAAGGUCAGGACACAGUAAAGCCAUUAUGUAUUUAAGUAGAAUAAACUGAAAGAAAUGCAACCUUGAUCUUAAUGCAUUGAAAGUUUUGCCCUUUGUACAAUGAGUAAACUAGGGAGGCAAAGACUCUAAUUCUUCCCCUGCAUUAAGAAUAAAUAAGAAAAUCUUAAUGUUGGAAUGUUUAGCAA
Molecule: messenger RNA, 2764 nt
Organism: Cucurbita moschata (crookneck pumpkin)
Lineage: Eukaryota; Viridiplantae; Streptophyta; Magnoliopsida; Cucurbitales; Cucurbitaceae
Product: regulatory protein NPR3
Exons: 4
Coding region: 843-2597 (584 amino acids)
Biological process (GO): systemic acquired resistance, salicylic acid mediated signaling pathway; defense response to bacterium; defense response to fungus
Cellular component (GO): nucleus
Molecular function (GO): protein binding
Source: RefSeq, a predicted model, not a curated record